UAUAUAUAUAUCCACAAAGAGUCUUUCCUCUCUAUCUCUCUCCUCCUCCCUCCAUCUCCCAGCUAAAAUCCCCAGAAAAAGGAAGGAAGAAGGGGACACUCGGAGAAAGGGUUCUCUCUAUUCUUAUGAUCCUGAAGCGUGAAGCCAAGAUAGAACAACAGAGAGCAAACUCAAAACUUGUGUUGUGUCUUGAUGGGGAACUGUUGUCCUGGCGGAUCUUCUAGUGUUCGGCACGAACAGAGCCCUGUCUCCACCAAGCCCCUCCCGGUGGUGAAAAAUAUUCAAGAUCCUGUAAAAAAAGUCCUUCCGCCGCCGUUGGUGGCUAUGCCGCCGGCUAGGGGUUUGAAACCAAAGUUUCCGGCGGCGGCGGUACCAGGACGCACAACGAGACCCGUCGAUACCCCACCUCGUGAAAAGUAUCAGGAGAAGACAAGAUCUGUAGAAUGUCCACCGUUAAAGCGGGUGGAGAAACUAGGUGUUGGAAGAAAGGCAGUGCCGCCGAGCGGGAAGAUAGGGACGCCGAGUCUAAAGAUGUUUUCAUUAUUGGAUCUUAAGACGGCGACAAAGAAUUUCCGACCGGAGUCGAUGAUCGGAGAAGGUGGGUUCGGACAGGUGUUCAAAGGAUGGUUGGAAGAAAAGACCUUAGCUCCGUCGAGGGCCGGCGUUGGAAUACCAGUAGCUGUAAAGAAAUCAAACCCUGAUAGUGCUCAAGGCUUGCAUGAAUGGCAGUGCGAAGUGAGAUUUUUAGGGAAGUUUCAUCAUCCAAAUCUGGUCAAGCUAUUGGGUUAUUGCUGGGAAGAGAAUCAGUUCCUCUUGGUGUACGAGUAUUUGCCUAAAGGAAGCCUUGAAAAUCACCUCUUCUCAAAAGGAGAGGCGUUAACAUGGGAUACACGUUUGAAAAUUGCCAUUGAAGCAGCUCAAGGACUUACUUUUUUACAUAACUCCGAAAAGAGUGUUAUUUACAGAGACUUCAAGGCUUCAAACAUUCUUCUUGAUUCCAACUUCCACGCCAAGCUUUCUGACUUCGGUCUAGCCAAAAAUGGCCCGAUUAAUGGAUUCUCCCACGUGACCACACGUGUCAUGGGCACACAAGGUUACGCAGCUCCCGAAUACAUGGCUACAGGUCAUUUAUACGUGCGGAGUGAUGUUUACGGGUUUGGAGUGGUCCUCCUAGAGCUAUUAACUGGUCUAAGAGCAUUAGACCCAACCCGACCAUCUGCGCAACAGAACCUUGUCGAAUGGGCUAAACCGGUUCUGACCCAGAAAAAGAAAAUCCAGAAAAUGAUGGACCCACGGCUCGAGCACAAGUAUCCAAUUAUGGCAGUGACCAGAACCGCUGCACUAAUUCUACAGUGUCUCGAGACUGACCCGAAGAACCGACCGCCCAUGGACGAUGUACUUAGAGAACUGGAAAUCGUGAGGACUAUCAGAGUCGAACCAAAAGUAGAGAGGCGUAAACGUAGCGGUGGUGAUUCAGAUCAUAAUAACCGUGUUAAUGGAUAUGGUUCACCGCACGUCCGUAGAACUGGCCGCACCGGAUAGUCAAAGAGAGUGGCUAUGGAUAGGAGUCAUACUCGCAAAGCUUUAUUUUUUAACAAUAAAACGAUUCUUUUUUUCUGUAGUGUUUUGUUUACAUUUUCAAAAUUAUUUAAAUAUAAUAUGGAGAAAAAGAAAGAAAGAAAACUUAUUGAAACAUAUUCUGUACAAUAUGACAGUUCUAGUUUUCUCAGGCAAAAAAAAAAACAUUUUUGUAAAUACAAACUAUAUGUGAUAUCUUUGUCUCUUCUCCUUAAA
This is a messenger RNA of Raphanus sativus (radish), 1794 nucleotides long. Its product is annotated as probable serine/threonine-protein kinase PIX13. The transcript has 6 exons. The record is from RefSeq and is a predicted model, not a curated record. Gene Ontology annotation, molecular function: ATP binding; protein kinase activity. Gene Ontology annotation, biological process: protein phosphorylation. The coding region runs from base 193 to 1542 and encodes 449 amino acids. Lineage: Eukaryota; Viridiplantae; Streptophyta; Magnoliopsida; Brassicales; Brassicaceae.